Messenger RNA from Lycium ferocissimum, 2073 nucleotides. Its product is annotated as homeobox-DDT domain protein RLT1-like. NCBI's taxonomy places the organism in Eukaryota, Viridiplantae, Streptophyta, Magnoliopsida, Solanales, Solanaceae. The record is from RefSeq and is a predicted model, not a curated record. Gene Ontology annotation, molecular function: DNA binding. The coding region runs from base 245 to 1792 and encodes 515 amino acids. The transcript is spliced from 8 exons.
UUAGUCCUUUUAUUAUUUUCCUUUUGGCACAGCAAAUCUCUUUCUUUAUUUUUCUUCCUGAAAAUGGUACUCAUUAAAAUAUAUGUCAAUUUUGAAUUAUAACAUAUGCUUAUAUAUAGUCUCUCUCUGUUCUCUAUACUUUUUUGUUCUUUGUACAGAUUCAUAAAAGACAUCAAUUGGGGUUUGAAUUUUAAGUUAAUAGACAAGGGGUUAAGCAAAAACCCAUAGAAAUUGAAGACAGAUCAUGGAAGAUUCACGUGAAAUGCAUUCUGAAGAUGAUAAAGGUCAUACUGGGAAAAACAGGGCCAGAAUAAUCAAGACACCUGCACAAAGAAAAGGUCUCGAGAAAUUUUAUCAGGAACAUAAGUAUCCUACAGAGUCGAUGAAAUUGGAAGUGGCCCAGUCAUUGGGAUUAACAGAAAAGCAAGUUUCUGGGUGGUUUUGUCAUAGGCGGUUGAAAGACAAGAGGCUAUUAAGUCGGGGAACAUAUGCAAACGGAAGACAAGAUCGUUCAAGUGGCGUCAUUCAGGACCGUGGCAGUGGUUUUAGGCAGGAUUCUUGCGGAAGUACUAAGCAAGGAGAUGAUAAAAAUUUUGAUCAUCGGGAAGUUGAGAGUAGAAGAUUUGCUGAUGUGACGCGUGAAGUUGAUACUCGGUAUAGAGCAGAGUCUAAUCUCAUGGAGGACACACCUUCAGGAAGUACCUCUUCCUUACGGGAUGCACGUUUUUCACAAAAUGUAGACUCAUUUGAUAUGGCAACUUCAAGAUAUCUACCGUGUAAUCAACUCACUGAUCUUAAGAGUGUGAAACCAAGGACCGGCCCAUCAGGGUAUUUAAAAGUGAAAGGCCAGGUAGAAAAUCCUUCAAUUACUGCUGUGAAGAGGCAAUUGGGAAGUCUCUACCGGCAGGAUGGUCCACCACUUGGUGUUGAAUUUGACCCGCUUCCACCGGGUGCUUUUGAAUCAUCAGAGCAAACUCCUGUUGACGACCCUGAGUGUGAUGGAGAACCUGUUCCAGAUCUUACACCAGAUUUCACUGAAGUCUACAAGCAAUCCAAUUCAUGCAUAGAAUAUGGGUCCAUCUCCAAGACAAAUUCUCAUGUCUCUGAUUUGGAUGGUGCAAGUUUCAAGAAAUCACUCAAGUCUACUCAUCCGGAAUAUUACAUCAACCAAAAGCCUGGUGAAAAUUCCUCUAUGCACAAUGGCGAUCGUUACUAUCUUGGGCGGAACUCAUCAAUAGACAUGCGCAAAGAUUCCAGAAGAGAAGUGGCAGUUGAUGGCAGAUGCAACUAUAAGUUUAUGGCUAAACAUGAUGGUGCAGAAAUUAAAACUAGUCCUGGCUCUAGCGGUGGUUUUCGAAGUCCCUACAUUGGAAAAGUCAAUAGAGAGCAGGUGACGCCUAGAGUCACUAGCUGCAAUGAAGUGAGCCUUAAGAUUGUGGAGGAGGAAGAUCUUGAAUGCAAGCCUUCAAAUUUUGUCCGGAAGGGAAGUAAGCAUCGUUAUUUUCCACAGAGAGAGCUAUCCAGUAAAGUUGAAAAGGAUUACAUCCAUGUGGACAGACCAGCCAUUGAUGAAAAUUAUAAUGUUGAUCGCGUGAAGAUACCCUGGGAUAAUGAAAUGAGGGCUGCCAAAAGAGUAAGGGAUGAAGCUCGUAACCAUCAAGAGUAUAUGAGGAAAGCAUCAGUGACACGAAUGCCAUCCCAGACAAAUCAUCAAAUAAGGUCUGCUGCACAGAUGCCAUCUAGCUUUAGUGAAGAUGACAAAACAGAAGAAACCAGUUCUUUUGAGGGUUGAGAGACUUGCUGUUGAUUAGAGAAAAGUUGAAAGUCCAGAGAAGCUGUAGUGAUUCUUGGAUUCCUAUUUGUUAAUAGAACUUCCUUUGAAUUUGUACAGAUCAAAACAAAUUCUUCUGUUUUGUGAAAUUGUGGAACUUUGGUCUUUGUACAGUAAAAGUAGUAGUAAAAUAUUUCAAUUGUAGUAGCUGGAUGCUGAAAUUAGGAGAAUAUGAGUAGAUGUUGCAGCCAUUUGAGCUUUAGAUGUAAUGAGGAGUUAAUCAAAAUAAAUCUUCAUUUGUU